UACAUAUACGCCGGCCAUACCUCCGACAAAGACGCGUUGUCCGAUGUCAGUUACAAUCUAGACUCAACGCGAUUCUGACUUGUCUUUUCAUUCGAGAAUUCGAUUUUUUUCUCGUGCAAUUUUACUAUACAUUCCGAAACGUAUAUAAAAUAAAAACGUAAACACAAAUACCGUAAACAUUACUUACACACAUCCCUCGCAAUCGUAAAUGUGUUCCGGGCGGUUUGUGCGUGAACAACAGUGACCGAGUGGCAGCACUCACUAUUGGAUUUUGACGAAUAAAAAUGACAAACAGAAAAUACAAGCUCUGCUUCCACUUUAAAUUGCUGCUCGUUGCCGUUAUAUUAGCAACAAUAUGCUCGUAUACGAAUUCCGAAACGAUCCGAAGAAGAAUGAGACGGCCCACUGGCAACAGACUGCAGCAAGACGCCGCAUCGAUUUCAGACUCAUCGGUGGCAGCGACUUCCACGUCCGUAGACAUGGAAACGUCUGCUUCGGUGAACAAGUUUAAAAUUCGCAACCGCGUGGCCACCAGAAAAUCGGGCACCGACGCUUCGACGGAAAAACACGUGUCUACGGCGAAAGAUAACCAGGACGAUGGCGGAUAUAAGAUUGUAUGCUACUACACAAAUUGGUCACAAUAUAGACCGAAAACUGGAAAAUACUUACCCGAAGAUAUCGACCCGGAUUUAUGCACACACGUCAUAUUUGCCUUCGGGUGGCUGAAAAAGGGACGUUUGUCUUCAUUCGAAUCAAACGAUGAGAGCAAAGACGGAAAGGUUGGAUUGUACGAUAGAAUAAAGAACCUGAAAAAAGCCAAUCCUAAGUUAAAGACCUUAUUAGCCUUAGGUGGUUGGUCAUUCGGCACACAAAAAUUUAAGGACAUGUCCGCUACUCGAUACGCAAGACAGACGUUUAUUUAUAGUGCCAUACCUUUCCUUCGUGCUCGCAGCUUCGACGGUUUGGAUCUGGACUGGGAGUAUCCGAAAGGACCCGAAGACAAGAAGAACUUUGUGCUUUUAUUGAAAGAACUCAGAGAAGCGUUUGAGGCCGAAGCACAAGAGGUGAAAAAACCUCGUUUGAUGUUAACUGCUGCUGUCCCAGUUGGCCCGGAUAACAUUAAAAGUGGUUACGAUGUUCCAGCUGUUUCUUCGUAUUUGGAUUUCAUCAAUGUAAUGGCGUACGAUUUUCACGGAAAGUGGGAAAGAGAAACUGGACACAACGCACCCUUAUACGCCCCGUCAUCUGAUUCCGAGUGGCGCAAACAAUUAAGCGUUGACAACGCCGCAUCCAUAUGGACUAAGAUGGGCGCGCCAAAAGAUAAGCUUGUCAUUGGUAUGCCAACUUAUGGCCGAACGUUCACUUUAACAAAUACGGCCAACUACAAAGUCAAUUCGCCAGCAUCAGGCGGGGGUAAAGCCGGAGAAUUUACGAAAGAAGCAGGAUUUUUAGCUUACUACGAGAUUUGCGAAAUACUUAGAAACGGUGCAACUUAUGUGUGGGACGAAGAAAUGAAAGUUCCCUAUGCUAUUAAUGGAGAUCAAUGGAUUGGAUUUGACGACGAGCGAUCGAUAAGGAACAAAAUGAAAUGGAUUAAAGACAACGAAUACGCAGGUGCUAUGGUAUGGACAGUGGACAUGGAUGAUUUUACCGGUAAUUUCUGUGGAGGUGAUGUGAAAUACCCGUUGAUUGGUGCCAUGAGAGAAGAGCUUAGAGGUAUAAAACGAGGCAAGGAAGACAUUGAUUGGUCAAAGGUAGCUAAUACUAUUACUGCGGAAACAAUUACAAAGCCAUCGCCAAUCAAGAUAAGUGUUAGUGAAGUACUAGCUAAAGUGAAACCGGGUAAAAUACAAGCUUCCACUGCAAUACAAACUGAUGUAGUUGACAUGAAUGUACGAGCGCCUCAAAUCAUGUGCUACAUGACGAGUUGGUCUAUUAAGAGACCCGGUGCUGGAAAGUUCACACCGGACAACAUUGAUCCGUCUUUGUGUACGCAUGUAAUUUAUGCAUUUGGAACGUUAAAAGAUUUCAAAUUGACAUUCAUUGACGAGAAAGAUACUGAACAAUACAAAGAAAUGAUGGCCCUUCGCGAGAAAAACGCUAAUCUUAAGGUUCUUUUGGCUAUCGGUGGUUGGGCGUUCGGAUCAACUCCUUUCAAAGAACUGACCGGAAAUGUUUUCCGCAUGAAUCAGUUUGUGUACGAAGCCAUUGAAUUCCUUAGAGAGCACAAAUUCAACGGUUUGGAUGUCGACUGGGAGUAUCCCCGAGGAUCGGACGAUAAGGCAGCUUACGUUAAUUUACUGAAAGAGUUGCGAUUAGCAUUUGAAGGAGAAUCAAAGAGCUCUGGUCUACCAAGACUGUUAUUGACUGCUGCAGUGCCAGCUAGUUUUGAAGCAAUUGCUGCUGGUUAUGAUGUAGUUGAAAUAUCCAAAUAUUUAGACUUCAUAAACGUGAUGACUUAUGAUUUCCACGGCCAAUGGGAACGUCAAGUAGGACAUAACAGUCCUCUGUAUCCUUUAGAAAGUGCCACGAGCUAUCAAAAAAAGCUUACUGUGGAUUAUAGUGCCAGAGAGUGGGUCAAACAAGGUGCUCCCAAAGAAAAGCUUAUGAUCGGAAUGCCCACUUACGGAAGAUCAUUUACUCUAGUCGAUCCGUCUAAGUUCGACAUCGGCGCUCCAGCAUCUGGCGGUGGUACAGCUGGAAAGUACACAUCAGAAGCUGGUUUUAUGGCAUACUACGAGGUGUGUGACUUUUUACACGUGGAAAAUACCACCCUUGUAUGGGAUAACGAACAACAAGUACCAUUUGCUUAUAGAAAAGAUCAAUGGAUCGGUUUUGACGACGAAAGAAGUCUAAAGACCAAGAUGAGUUGGUUGAAAGAAGAAGGAUUCGGUGGAGUUAUGAUAUGGUCCGUGGACAUGGAUGAUUAUCGUGGUGUUUGCGGUACCGGUAAAUAUCCGUUAAUCAAUGCUAUGAAGCAAGAACUUGCUGGUUACAAAGUUAAAUUGGAAUAUGAUGGCCCGUACGAGGCAACAGGAAGAAACGCAGUUUAUACGACCAAAGACCCGACAUCCGUGACGUGCGAAGAAGAAGACGGCCAUAUAUCUUAUCACCCGGACAAAGCGGACUGCACGAUGUACUACAUGUGCGAGGGCGAGAGGAAACAUCACAUGCCGUGCCCGUCGAAUUUAGUGUUCAACCCGAAAGAAAACGUAUGCGAUUGGCCGGAGAACGUCGAAGGUUGCAUGCAGCACACCCCAGCGCCGCCGACGUCCAAACGAUAAGUGUGUCAUCAAGUCCCAAAUCAUUAUUAUAUACUUAUUAUUAUUAUUAUUUUUUAUAUAUAUAUAUAUAGAUUUUUUUUUCUUGUAAAUAAUA
Messenger RNA from Sipha flava (yellow sugarcane aphid), 3378 nucleotides. RefSeq names its product probable chitinase 10 (gene Cht7). Gene Ontology annotation, cellular component: extracellular region. NCBI's taxonomy places the organism in Eukaryota, Metazoa, Arthropoda, Insecta, Hemiptera, Aphididae. The coding region runs from base 285 to 3284 and encodes 999 amino acids. The record is from RefSeq and is a predicted model, not a curated record. Gene Ontology annotation, molecular function: hydrolase activity, hydrolyzing O-glycosyl compounds; chitin binding. The transcript has 16 exons. Gene Ontology annotation, biological process: chitin catabolic process; carbohydrate metabolic process.